CAAGCAAGGAAGCUAGGUCAAUAGCAAUCAGUUGUGUAAAAGUCUAGAGUUACAGGCAGAAAUACCAAACAAUCCGACUGUCUCCAACCUUUGGUCUGACUGCAUGGUUAACAGGACGGAGGGGAGAUGGCUGCUGACUGUUUGUAUUAUAUAUUCAUGUCUCUGACCUGAUAAAGACUUCAGCUGCUGCUUGUUUACCACCCGAGAUCCUCCACAGCUGACUGGCCUCUGUACAUUCAGUCCAGAGCAGCAGAACAAGAGGAGUCCCCAUAAUCAGUUGCAGUAACAGUAUUGUUACUUUACUGCUCGGAUACUUCUCUCUGCGUCUUCGCCUCAAGAUGUUCCUGGUGGGGCUGACGGGAGGCAUAGCCUCGGGGAAAAGCGCAGUGUCUUCAAUGCUGCGGGAGCUCGGCUGCCCAAUUAUUGAUGCAGAUGUUGUGGCCAGGAAAGUUGUGGAGCAGCACACUCCGGCCUAUUCUCGCAUCGUCUAUCACUUCGGGCCAGAGAUCCUUCUCGAGAACGGAGAGAUCGACAGGCAGAAGCUGGGUCAGCUCAUCUUCGCCGACGAGGAAAAGAGGAAGCUGCUGAACUCCAUCACCCACCCAGAGAUCCACAAAGCGAUGCUCAAAGAGAUCCUGCUCUACUUUCUCAGAGGUUACCGCUAUGUGGUGCUGGAUGUGCCCCUCCUCUUUGAAACCAGACGUCUCACUCAGUUUCUAAACCACACUGUUGUAGUUUACUGUGACCCUGCCACUCAGCUCUCGCGUCUGAUGCAGAGGGACGGCCUGACCCAGGAGCAGGCCGAGCAGCGUGUUGCCGCACAGAUGCCGCUAAACGAGAAGCGCGGCAUGGCCAAUCACGUCAUCGAGAACUCCGGCAGCCGAGAGGACACCCACAGGCAGGUCCUGCGAUUGCACACAAAGCUGGAGGACUCCAUGGACUUCCUCUUAGUGAGGGUCAUCGCUAUCGCCGCCACUACUAGUCUGGGUGGGAUCCUGCUGUAUGCAGCCAAGAUACUCUUGUCCUAGCAGCAGAGAUGAAGGGGAGGAAAGAGUUUGGACCAGGAUCCGGUCAGAGAGGAGUGUGAAUAUAGAAGCAGGCGAAGUCACGUCGGGGGGUCCCGGUGCAAUUUACUGUGAGAUUAGUUUUCACAGCACCCACCACUACGGUUCAGUGGUGUGACAUGCUUUGUUUGCAGUUAACACUGACUUACAUUAUUGACACAAAAUGCACUGACAAAAGGGGUUUAGUGUGAAGGGGGAUGAACGUGCAAUUUCAGUUGGUUUGGCUCAGAGACAUUAUAAACAUAAAGGUGACAACUAAGAGUCUCAGUUGCUGUGAAAGCCACAAGAUGAAGAUCACAGUUUGGGGCCUAUAAACUUGUUAGACUUUUUUAUUUUGGUGCAGCAGUCGACACAGAAUUAACUUCAGUAAAAAAGAAAAGUCAAAAAUGAUAAUUGUAGAAACUAAGAUUGUUUUUUGUUGCACCUUUUAUCCCCUGUGAAGAUCUCCAAAUGAAACAUUUUGGGUGAUAAAAAACAUGAGCCGUAGAAAGAGCAAAGGAAGAAGUAAACAACUCCACAUUCUUAACAAGUAUAGAAGUGUGGAAGUCACUGUGGUUUCUGUACUUUUCAUUUGUUUGCAAUUUUAAGUACAAAAUGCCAGUGCUUUCUCCAGUGAUAAAUACUUUUUUAAUUAGUUUCAUUACUCAUCAUAGAGAGAAAAAAAAGCCCAAUAUUAAUGAUCUGAUGCCUACAGAAUAUGUUAUGAUUGUUUGCUAAUGACCUGUAUAAUGAGGAUAUGUGAAAGAAUGUAUUUGACAAUCCAUUUUUAAUGGGAACAGAACUAACAGACUUAAUAUAUAUAUAUAUCACUGUAUUUUCUUACACUUAAAGCUGCCCUCUGUAAAUAUUAAGUCUGUGAUUUUGUUUUUCUGUGCACACUCUCUUGUAACAAAAACACAACAUUUGAAACAUUAGCUGCUUAACUGAAAUAAAAUGAUCCAAUAAUACUGU
This is a messenger RNA of Anoplopoma fimbria (sablefish), 2015 nucleotides long. It is a transcript of the gene dcakd, whose product is annotated as dephospho-CoA kinase domain containing. Gene Ontology annotation, molecular function: dephospho-CoA kinase activity; ATP binding. Lineage: Eukaryota; Metazoa; Chordata; Actinopteri; Perciformes; Anoplopomatidae. The transcript has 5 exons. The coding region runs from base 339 to 1028 and encodes 229 amino acids. Gene Ontology annotation, biological process: coenzyme A biosynthetic process. The record is from RefSeq and is a predicted model, not a curated record.